Zeugodacus cucurbitae (melon fly) is the source of this 5591-nucleotide messenger RNA. It is a transcript of the gene ATPCL, whose product is annotated as ATP-citrate synthase. The transcript has 9 exons. Bases 230 to 3556 code for a protein of 1108 amino acids. NCBI's taxonomy places the organism in Eukaryota, Metazoa, Arthropoda, Insecta, Diptera, Tephritidae. The record is from RefSeq and is a predicted model, not a curated record. Gene Ontology annotation, cellular component: cytosol. Gene Ontology annotation, molecular function: ATP citrate synthase activity. Gene Ontology annotation, biological process: fatty acid biosynthetic process; citrate metabolic process; tricarboxylic acid cycle.
UGAUUUUAGUUCUCGCCUGACGCGCUCGUGAAACGGUUGUUUGGUGGCUCUAGCAAAAUAAAUUUGCAAUUAUAUUGUGUGCCAAGUGAGCUAGUUGUCAUUGUUAUUAAACGGCACCGGUUUCAUUCGAAAAUAAUACAAAAGACAAAAAAAAAAAAAACAAAAAUAAUAAGCCAGCGAAAAUAUUGUUUAUUAAAGAGAAACAUUUCCUGAUAACAAAGUCACAAACAUGUCUGCCAAAGCCAUUUCCGAAGCCACUGGCAAAGAUAUAUUGAAUCGAUUUUUGAAUGUGAAUGGUGCAUCCGGUGCAGCACAAUGUCGUUUUGCAACAGUCAAUACUGGAACGGAUUGGGCACAAUUGACCGCACAAAAUCCUUGGCUGUUGGAUACGCCACUAGUUGUGAAACCGGAUCAAUUGAUUAAGCGCCGUGGCAAAUUGGGUUUAAUCGGUGUAAAGAAAAACUACGAGCAAGUUAAGGAAUGGAUUGGCGAACGUAUUAACAAAGAUCAGAAAAUUGGUAAUGCUGUGGGCAAAUUGCGUAACUUCAUAAUUGAACCAUUUGUGCCGCAUGAUGAGUCCGAAGAGAUGUAUGUCUGCAUCUAUUCGCAUCGCAGUGCCGACACUAUACUCUUCUACCAUCAAGGUGGUGUUGAUAUCGGCGAUGUGGACGCAAAAGCCUUGAAGUUGGAUGUGUUGGUGAACAAUGAAACGUCCGUUGAGGAAAUUACCGCAAAAUUGUUGGUGCAUGUCGCUGAUGCGGCCACCAAACAGCGUAUCGCUAAUUUCAUAUAUGCUCUGUACAAAGCUUAUGUUGAUCUUUACUUCACCUAUUUGGAAAUCAAUCCUUUGGUUGUGACUAAAAACAGUAUGUACAUUUUGGAUUUGGCUGCCAAAUUGGAUUCAACGGCCGAUUUCAUAUGCCGUCCAAAGUGGGGUGAUGUUGAUUAUCCACCACCAUUUGGACGUGAUGCUUAUCCCGAAGAGGCGUACAUAGCCGAUUUGGAUGCCAAGAGUGGCGCUUCAUUGAAGCUGACAAUAUUGAAUCGUAAUGGUCGCAUUUGGACUAUGGUAGCCGGUGGUGGCGCCAGUGUCAUUUACUCGGAUACAAUUUGUGAUUUGGGCGGCGCUUCCGAAUUGGCCAACUAUGGUGAAUACAGUGGUGCACCAUCAGAGCAGCAAACGUACGAAUAUGCCAAGACAAUUUUGACACUGAUGACAUCGUCACCAAAACAUCCCGACGGCAAAGUGCUUAUCACUGGUGGUGGCAUUGCCAAUUUUACAAAUGUUGCUGCAACCUUCCGUGGUAUAAUAACGGCCCUGCGAGAAUUCCAACCCAAACUGGUCGAACACAAUGUGUCGAUAUUCGUGCGUCGUGCCGGCCCCAAUUAUCAAGAAGGUUUGCGCAAGAUGCGCGAAUUCGGCUCCUCACUUGGCAUUCCAUUGCAUGUGUUUGGACCAGAGACACAUAUGACGGCGAUUUGUGGCAUGGCGUUGGGUAAACGACCCAUUCCACAAACCGCCACAGCGGAAUUCUCCACGGCCAAUUUUCUACUGCCCGGCGGUCAGCAAGCACAAUCUGAGUUGAAGGCGUCAGAGAGCGCGGUGAGCAAUAAUGGCGGUAUAGGUUCAUCACCACAAUCGAUUAAACUACCACCUAUUUCGGCAGAUGACUCUUUUGCAAAUGACACUGUGCCCAACAAUGCCGCAAAUGCGCAUGCGCGUAGUUUUUUCAGCAACAAAACGAAAGCCAUCGUCUGGGGCAUGCAGCAACGUGCUGUACAAUCGAUGCUCGACUUCGAUUUCAUUUGCAGACGUGAUGAACCGUCCGUUGUCGCUAUGGUAUAUCCCUUCACAGGUGAUCACAAGCAAAAGUACUAUUGGGGUCACAAAGAGAUCCUGAUUCCAGUUUAUAAGAAAAUGUCCGAUGCCGUUAAGAAUCACAAAGAUGUUGAUGUAAUGGUGAAUUUCGCUUCAUUGCGUUCAGCUUACGAAUCCACAUUGGAGGUGUUGGAUUUCCCACAGAUUCGUACCGUAGCCAUCAUUGCUGAGGGUAUACCAGAAAAUAUGACACGUAAACUAAUUGUGGCCGCUGAUAAGAAAGGCGUUUCCAUUAUUGGACCUGCCACUGUGGGUGGUGUGAAACCGGGCUGUUUCAAAAUCGGUAACACCGGUGGCAUGUUGGACAACAUUUUGCACUCGAAACUCUAUCGUCCCGGCAGUGUGGCAUAUGUGUCUCGUUCCGGCGGUAUGUCGAACGAAUUGAACAAUAUUGUCUCAAAGGCUACCGAUGGUGUGCUCGAAGGCAUUGCAAUUGGUGGCGAUCGCUACCCAGGCUCCACAUUCAUGGAUCACAUUUUACGCUAUCAGGCUGAUCCAGAGGCUAAGCUGAUUGUGUUGUUGGGUGAGGUGGGCGGCACCGAGGAAUAUGAGGUGUGCGCUGCGCUCAAGGACGGACGCAUAAAUAAACCUUUGGUUGCCUGGUGCAUAGGCACUUGCGCUAGUAUGUUCACUUCUGAGGUACAAUUCGGUCAUGCAGGUUCAUGUGCCAACUCAGAUCGCGAAACAGCAUCUGCUAAGAACAAGGCAUUGCGUGAGGCUGGUGCCUAUGUGCCCGACUCUUUCGACUCGUUGGGUGAUCUAAUUCAGCAAGUGUACGCCGAAUUGGUGAAAUCGGGACGCAUCGUGCCCAAAGAGGAAGUACCACCACCUACCGUGCCAAUGGACUACUCGUGGGCACGUGAAUUGGGUCUGAUUCGUAAGCCUGCCUCCUUUAUGACGUCCAUUUGUGAUGAACGUGGCCAAGAAUUGUUAUACGCUGGUAUGCCCAUUAGUGAAGUGCUCAACAAGGAUGUGGGUAUCGGCGGUGUUGUAUCGCUAUUGUGGUUCCAACGUUGUCUGCCACCAUACGUUUGCAAAUUCUUCGAAAUGUGCUUAAUGGUGACUGCUGAUCAUGGACCCGCAGUUUCGGGUGCGCACAACACUAUUGUCUGUGCACGUGCCGGCAAAGACUUGGUGUCGUCCGUAGUCAGUGGCUUGUUGACAAUUGGUGAUCGUUUCGGUGGUGCACUUGAUGGUUCUGCCCGUCAAUUCUCUGAGGCCUACGACUCCAAUUUACAUCCCAUGGACUUUGUCAAUCAAAUGCGCAAAGAUGGCAAACUUAUUAUGGGUAUUGGUCAUCGUGUGAAAUCGAUAAACAAUCCCGAUGUGCGUGUUAAAAUCAUUAAGGAAUUCGUUUUGGAGAAUUUCCCAGCUGCUCCUCUGCUGCGAUACGCACUUGAAGUGGAGAAAAUCACCACAAGCAAGAAGCCAAAUUUGAUUUUGAAUGUGGAUGGUGUUAUUGCUACCAGUUUUGUUGAUAUGUUGCGCAAUUGCGGCUCAUUCACGAGUGAGGAAGCGCAGGAGUACAUUAACAUCGGUGCGAUUAAUUCCCUAUUCGUGCUGGGUCGCAGUAUAGGCUUCAUCGGUCACUACAUGGACCAGAAGCGUCUGAAGCAGGGUCUAUACCGUCAUCCUUGGGAUGAUAUCUCUUAUGUUAUGCCCGAACAAUUCAAUUAAAUUCCUUAAGGGAUUACAGAAAUUAAUUGAAUGAUCUAUAACACAUAUUCAAAAACAAAAACCCUUUGUAAUUGCGAACUUACAUGAUAAUUAUGCUCACAUUAACAGAAAGCUUAAGUACCUUAAUAUGUAUCUAUAACCGCAUAUUUAGUACAAGUGUAUGUACAUACUUAAGAUUAUGUAUAUAUAUACUAUAUAUAUAAACAGAUGUGUGGUAGGAAUAUGCAUGCAAUUACGAAAUCAUUUAUGAACACACACAAACACACUCCAGUAAGUUUAACUUAAAGUUGUUAACAUUUAAUGAAGAUUAUUAGUAAAGCAAACAAAAAUUUACAAUCCAUAUUGAAACUGUUUUAGGUUUAGCAUUUUUUCAAGUGCAUUUUUUAUACGUUUUCUUCAUUAAUUUGUGACUUGAUGAUUUAAAAUACUUUCCACACCUUGUUAUUAACCCCCUUUUUUAUAAUUAAUAUACUUAUAAUUAGGAUCAUGAUAUGAAAAAUAAGUGGUAUAACACCAUGCAUAGUUGUGUGAAAUGUAAAAUUGUUUUGGAUCUUUUGGUAUCAUUAUUUCAGUUUGUACAAUAAUUUUAUAAAUUAAAGAUUAAAAUAUUAUUAAUAAAUAAAUAAAUGAUUUGCUUAGGUUAAAUAAAAGCAAUGAAAAUGACUUAUUGUAAACUAAUUAAAUAUGUUUAUUGAAUUGCUACACCCAAAGUGGUAUUUAUUGGCAGAUCUAAAGGGUGAUUUUUUAAGAGCUUGAUAACUUUUAAAAAAAAAAAACGCAUAAAAUUUGCAAAAUCUCAUCGGUUCUUUAUUUGAAACGUUAGAUUGGUUCAUGACAUUUACUUUUUGAAGAUAAUUUCAUUUAAAUGUUGACCGCGGCUGCGUCUUAGGUGGUCCAUUCGGAAAGUCCAAUUUUGGGCAACUUUUUCGAGCAUUUCGGCCGGAAUAGCCCGAAUUUCUUCGGAAAUGUUGUCUUCCAAAGCUGGAAUAGUUGCUGGCUUAUUUCUGUAGACUUUAGACUUGACGUAGCCCCACAAAAAAUAGUCUAAAGGCGUUAAAUCGCAUGAUCUUGGUGGCCAACUUACGGGUCCAUUUCUUGAGAUGAAUUGUUCUCCGAAGUUUUCCCUCAAAAUGGCCAUAGAAUCGCGAGCUGUGUGGCAUGUAGCGCCAUCUUGUUGAAACCACAUGUCAACCAAGUUCAGUUCUUCCAUUUUUGGCAACAAAAAGUUUGUUAGCAUCGAACGAUAGCGAUCGCCAUUCACCGUAACGUUGCGUCCAACAGCAUCUUUGAAAAAAUACGGUCCAAUGAUUCCACCAGCGUACAAACCACACCAAACAGUGCAUUUUUCGGGAUGCAUGGGCAGUUCUUGAACGGCUUCUGGUUGCUCUUCACCCCAAAUGCGGCAAUUUUGCUUAUUUACGUAGCCAUUCAACCAGAAAUGAGCCUCAUCGCUGAACAAAAUUUGUCGAUAAACACAUUUCGAACCGAACACUGAUUUUGGUAAUAAAAUUCAAUGAUUUGCAAGCGUUGCUCGUUAGUAAGUCUAUUCAUGAUGAAAUGUCAAAGCAUACUGAGCAUCUUUCUCUUUGACACCAUGUCUGAAAUCCCACGUGAUCUGUCAAAUACUAAUGCAUGAAAAUCCUAACCUCAAAAAAAUCACCCGUUACUAUUGUAUAUCAUAAUACAAGUUAUUCGAACUAUGUAUGUAUGUAUUGAAUGCACCAUGCACUUGUUAAUAUUAUGUAUUUUUGUAUGCUCAAUUAAAUGCUAUGAGGUCCAUUUAUGAAUAUUAGCAAAGGUUGCAAUGUAAAGUUCCGUUAAUUGGGGAUUUUAGACCGGUGCAAUUGCAGCAACAAUUUUGGGUAGACACGAGUUCUUUUGCACUGAAUUUAUGCACACAGUUUUUUGCUGAAUAAAAAAUUAUUGCUAAUUCGCAAAGCUAUUCAAAUCAAUGAAACACAAUAUUCGAAAAUAAAUAUUGAGGUUUAGGAGUAAAUAUACAUAAAUAAAUGUAUGCCAUGUAUGUAGAACAAAA